Molecule: messenger RNA, 1691 nt
Organism: Mus pahari (shrew mouse)
Lineage: Eukaryota; Metazoa; Chordata; Mammalia; Rodentia; Muridae
Gene: Orc4
Product: origin recognition complex subunit 4
Exons: 14
Coding region: 154-1458 (434 amino acids)
Biological process (GO): DNA replication; DNA replication initiation
Cellular component (GO): nucleus; nuclear origin of replication recognition complex
Molecular function (GO): DNA replication origin binding; ATP hydrolysis activity
Source: RefSeq, a predicted model, not a curated record
CGUGCAUGCCGGGAGUUGCGGUGCGCCCUGGGCUGCAGUAGGUGCUGUGGGGCUGAGAAGUCGUUGAGCAUCCUUGGGUCCUCACCGGCGGCGGAGGCCGGCUUUGCCCGGUUUAGGCAGGCUUGACUAGGAAGAGGAUUUGAAUUAAUCGAGAUGAGCAGUCGUAAAACCAAGAAUAACGUACAUGCAGAGUGUCUUUCCCAGGUACAAAGAAUUUUACGUGAAAGAUUUUGUCAUCAUAGUCCACAUAGCAACCUAUUUGGAGUGCAAGUACAAUACAAGCAUUUGAUUGACCUACUCAAAAGAACUGCUAUCUAUGGAGAAAGUAAUUCUGUACUCAUUGUUGGACCACGAGGAUCAGGAAAGACCACAUUAUUAAAUCGUGCUUUGAAAGAACUCAUGGAAAUAGGAGAAGUGAGUGAAAGUGUGUUGCAAGUUCACUUAAAUGGACUCCUGCAGACAAAUGAAAAAAUUGCUCUGAAAGAGAUCACAAGACAAUUAAAUCUAGAAAAUGUAGUUGGAGAUAAAGUUUUUGGAAGCUUUGCUGAGAACCUUUCAUUUCUUCUGGAAGCUUUGCAAAAAGGUGACCGGACUAGCAGUUGCCCAGUGAUCUUCAUACUGGAUGAAUUUGAUCUUUUUGCUCAUCAGAAAAAUCAAACACUCCUUUAUAAUCUUUUUGACAUUUCUCAAUCUGCACAGACUCCGGUAGCAGUUAUUGGCCUUACAUGUAGAUUGGAUAUUUUGGAACUCUUAGAAAAGAGAGUGAAGUCACGAUUUUCUCACCGGCAGAUACAUUUAAUGAAUUCAUUUGAUUUUCCACAAUAUUUGAAAAUAUUUAAAGAACAAUUAUCUCUACCUGCAGAAUUCCCAGAUAAGGUUUUUGCCGAGAGAUGGAAUGAGAAUGUUCACUGUCUCUCAGAAGAUUCAACUGUGCUUGAAGUUCUACAGAAACAUUUCAGUGUCAACAAAAACUUGCAGUCAUUACAUAUGCUAUUGAUGCUUGCUUUAAAUCGAGUAACCGUAUCACACCCAUUUAUGACUUCAGCAGAUCUGAUGGAGGCACAGCAUAUGUGUAGCUUGGAUUCUAAGGCGAAUGUUGUACAUGGUCUGUCAGUCUUGGAAAUCUGUCUUAUAAUAGCAAUGAAACAUUUAAAUGACAUAUAUGAAGAGGAGCCCUUUAAUUUUCAAAUGGUAUAUAAUGAAUUUCAGAAAUUCAUUCAAAGAAAGGCCCAUUCUGUUUAUAACUUUGAGAAACCUGUGAUCAUGAAGGCAUUUGAGCACUUACAACAAUUGGAAUUAAUAAAACCUGUGGAAAGAACUUCAGUAAAUUCUCAGAGAGAAUACCAGCUAGUGAAACUACUUUUGGAUAAUACUCAAAUUAUGAAUGCUCUACAGAAAUACUCCAACUGCCCUACAGAUGUUAGGCAGUGGGCAACAUCCUCACUAAGCUGGCUCUGAAGAUUUCAAGUACAUUUCUGUGAAGACCUAAAAGUACUGCUCUUUAAUAAGAUAUGCUACUACAUUGCUUUGUUUAUAAAUAUUGUUUAUGGGAGAUUUGCACUUAGUAUCUUGGCUAUGUUUUGAACAAUGACCACACAUGGACACAGUUUCAUUAAUUUAAAUUGCACCACACUCAUAAGAAUAAAAUGUGCUUAUUUUACGCAUGGUCCAUAAAAUGAUUUGAUACUCUU